Molecule: messenger RNA, 887 nt
Organism: Bradysia coprophila
Lineage: Eukaryota; Metazoa; Arthropoda; Insecta; Diptera; Sciaridae
Gene: mRpL16
Product: mitochondrial ribosomal protein L16
Biological process (GO): mitochondrial translation
Cellular component (GO): ribosome; mitochondrial large ribosomal subunit
Molecular function (GO): structural constituent of ribosome; rRNA binding
Source: RefSeq, a predicted model, not a curated record
GUGAACGAUACGGAGAACGUGUGUUUUCGGUCCACCCUGUUAGUUUAUGUCAAAAAGAUUGUCAGUAAGAAGUUACCUCAGACCAUCAGGCCGGGAUAUAUAAUAUUGAAAAUAGCAAAAUGUUCCUGCUACGGCAAUUGCAAUUGAUUAAAACGGCCUGCGGACAUAAUUCCAAGCAAGUAGCCGGAAUGAAGUAUUUUCCACCACCGAUAAAAUAUGAAAACAUUGAAAAGUACGAACGGCCAAAACUGAGAAUUAUGGAAAAAGUGCCACAAUUUCAGUCCAACAUUAAGCCACCGAAAAUGCAAAAAUGUUUACGAUUUAUGCGCGGCCCGGAACUGGUACACAACACGUUGCUACAUAAACAGUAUGGAAUUGUCGCUACCGGUGGCGGUCGAAUGCGUUACGGAUUCUUCGAAAUGAUUCGUUUAAAAAUUGCUAGGAACAUCGACGCAAAUCGUAUGUUUGCGAUCUGGAGAGUACCGCCGCCAUGGCAACCUAUCACUAAAAAGGGCCAGGGACAACGGAUGGGUGGUGGCAAAGGAGCCAUUGAUCAUUAUGUAACACCGGUUAGGGCUGGCAGAGUCAUAAUUGAAGUUGGCGGUACCAUUGAGUUUCAAGAGGUGAAGGACCUGCUUACAAAAAUAGUAAAGAAGUUUCCGUUCAAAGCAAAGGUUGUGUCCCAGGAAAUGAUGGAGGAAAUGGCUGCUGAGGAAGCACGUAACGAACGGGACAAUAUAAAUCCGUACACAAAGAAGUACGUCAUCCAGAACAAUUUAAGUGGCUGUAAUAAUUGGCUAUCUCCAUACGAUCAUAGAUGGUUCGGAAAAUAUUUGUAGAGACGUGGAAUGUGGAUUGUAGAAAUGAAAUUUUUUUUUGUUUUAAAA